CUCGAGUGCAAGGAAAAGAAAGGCCAGUUGGUGUUCCUUAUUUUUGUAGAUGUUGACCCUAGAGAGAUGCGCGAGCAGUCUGGACAGUUCACGCGGAUCGGCCAAAGCGAGAAGGGUUUCGGGCAGAAGAAUGCCGACAAGGUCCGGAGGUGGAGAGACGCUCUCCGCAAAGCUGGCAAUCUUACUGGUUGGCCUCUUGGAGACAGAUUUGAAGCUGAAUUCAUCAAUUCCAUUGUGGAGAAAAUCUCAAGAAGAUUGAGCCGCUCAUGCACAAACCUGCUUGCUUUCCAUUCAGUCGGGUUAGAUUCUCAAGUACAAACCUUGUGCUCCUUUCUCAAGUUAGAGGUUGAGGAGGUCCGAAUCGUGGGAAUUUCCGGGAGUAGUGGAAUAGGUAAGACGACACUUGUGAGAGCUUUGUACCACCAAAUUGCAGAUCAAUUUGAUCGGAGUUGCUUCCUUGCGGACGUGAAGGAUAUCUCGAGCCGAGACGGCCUUGUCAAAAUGCAGGAGACCAUUUUGGUGACAUUCUUGGUGGUGGAGUUUCUGAGCUUGGCAACGAUAUUACUAUAGUAAUAAACCUCAUGAAGAGUAAGCUCCAAAACAAAAGGGUUUUGUUAGUAUUUGAUGAUGCUGAAGGGUUCUCAGAGCCACUGAGCCAGCUGAUCGAGGCAAUAAACUUAGGCUUAGGAAGUAGAGUCAUUUUUAUCCCUCGACAUGAAGAAACCUUAAUCGGUUUACGCGGGGAUAUUUAUAAGGUAAGACCACUAAAUGAUGAUCGAGCUCUUGAGCUUUUCAGUUGGAAUGCAUUCCAAGAAAGAUAUCCCAAAAUUGAUUAUAAGAUGCUCUCAAAUUGUUUCACUAGCUUUUCAAAGGGCUUCCUUUGUUACUCACUGUGAUGGGUUCUUUCUUGAAUGGCAAAAGUGUUGAAGAAUGGCAAGGAGCUUUUGAUCGAUUGAAAGAAAUUCCUCAGGGAAAGGUUCAUCAAAUAUUGAGGAUUGCCAUUGAUGGCUUAGAGGCCAACGAGAGGAUGAUUUUUCUUGACAUUGCAUGUUUUCUUAAUGGAUAUGACAAAGAAGAGAUAAUCAGGUCCCUAGAUCAAUGUUGUGUCCAUGCCAAUAGUGGUAUUGAGAUCUUGGCUCAAAAGUCGCUCAUAUACAUUGAUGAAAAUAACAAAAUUUGGAUGCAUGAUAUGCUUCGAGAAAUGGGUAGAAGAAUUGUGAUUCGAGAGUGCCCUAAAAAUCCCAGCAAGCGAAGUAGAAUAUGGUGUCAUGAGGAUGCUCUACGAUUGUUUAGUCAAAAUUCGGGAACAGAUGCCAUUGAAGGCAUUAAACUAGACAAGAUUGAUGUACAAGACUUGAUCUUGAAUGCAGACUCGUUCAAAAAUAUGAAGAAGCUCAGGUUAUUCAUGAUGGAUAAUCAUGUCCUUCAUUGUGGACCAGCUGGACAUCUAUCGGAAAAGUUGUGGAGAUGUUUCGUACGAAACAACAAUAAUAUCUUAUUAUCUUGAUAUUGGUCCAAAUCAACCUCUGCGUGAAGGUUGGUUGGAUGGGUCCAAAUUUGAGUCUAUGCAUGUGGAUCCAAUAGAUUUAGUUUCUUGGACCUUGGCCCAUUAGCCCAAUUUAAUUAUCUUGUCAAAAGGCUUGGCACAGUUACUUAAU
Molecule: messenger RNA, 1658 nt
Organism: Eucalyptus grandis
Lineage: Eukaryota; Viridiplantae; Streptophyta; Magnoliopsida; Myrtales; Myrtaceae
Product: TMV resistance protein N-like
Exons: 3
Coding region: 896-1507 (203 amino acids)
Biological process (GO): defense response; signal transduction
Molecular function (GO): ADP binding
Source: RefSeq, a predicted model, not a curated record